Coffea arabica (coffee) is the source of this 825-nucleotide messenger RNA. The record is from RefSeq and is a predicted model, not a curated record. Lineage: Eukaryota; Viridiplantae; Streptophyta; Magnoliopsida; Gentianales; Rubiaceae.
AUGGAACACCGGAUUGCUACAGGAGUGGCUUCCGAUGGGGUUGGUGCGCCAAGUCCAGAUGGUUACCUUGUAUCCGGACUAGGAAGAUGCGAUGGUUUGGGUGGGGUCUCCAUCGGGGCACUUCACAGUGAAGGAUGGGAGGAAUCCGUGAUACACCUUUUCCUGGGUGGGCCAGUGGCAGAGCGGGUUUGGGCCUUCUUUCGCGGACGGUUUGGUAUCCUUCGACCUAAUUCACAGCCCAAAAUAAGGCCCGUUUUGAGGGGGCUCAGAUGGGACCCGCAGGGGAUAAUUUCGGCAGUGGGGAGUGCAGUGGAGCAAUUAGGAAGGGCGAAGGUCCUCUCCAUGGCGCAUUUUAAGGGGGAUUCGGGGGAUCCAUGGGCUCACUUAGCUACCUGGAGGUCGCAGGUGAUGAGGCACUUGGUGAUCUCGUGGUUGCCGUCUCCAGAGGGAGUGGUCAAAUUAAAUACGGAUGCUAGUGUGACUAGAGGGAGGGUGUCAGGGGGAGGCUUGCUGCGGGACCAUGAAGGCAGAUUGAUUUUUGCGUUCUAUAAAGAAUUUGGGGAGGUCGAUGUACUGACUGCUGAGAGUAGUGCACUGCUGCAGGGGUUACUUUUCUGUACUGGAGUUCGGAUUCAGCAGCUAUUGGUGGAGGUGGAUUCGGCAGGACUAGUUCACUUGCUAGACUCAGGGGCAUUGGCAAAAUGGCCGCUGUGUCGCUUGAUACGGCAGAUUCGGGCCCUGCUUCAGAGCUUCAAUACUACAGCUAAGCACAUAUUCAGAGAGGCGAACUCCGCGGCCGAUAAGUUAGCAACGAUGGAUCGCUAG